This is a messenger RNA of Miscanthus lutarioriparius, 474 nucleotides long. The record is from the annotation of a GenBank genome assembly. NCBI's taxonomy places the organism in Eukaryota, Viridiplantae, Streptophyta, Magnoliopsida, Poales, Poaceae.
AUGGGUUCAAGGAAAAUUACCAAACUUGGACAGCACAUGGCUACUGGUUUGACUACCAUAGGCGGUUUCUUCGAUGAGACCAUCCUUUCGAGUCAAGAAAAUGCUUUUCGCAAGGGCAAGGAUGACUACAAUGAAGCAUUGCAAGAAAAGUAUCCGAGAAGGCGGCAAGAGCAACCUUUUGAUGGUCAAAUUGCAUAUAAUAUUGGUCGUGGCUUGCCCCAUGGUCGUCUUGCAAUAGGAGAUGGUGCUGUCAAGAAGGGUACAAUAAUUGAUGCUGCUAAGGCAAGUGGGAGAAGGCCAGCAACCUCAAGGGCUUUUCAAAAUCUGAUGGCAAGAUAUGAGGAGUCAGUUGCAACCGUUGAUCGCUUAACUCAACAAAAUGCCACAUUGACUCGAGAUGUGAAGGGUAAUGGUCGUGUACUUGAGAUAGAGAUACCACCUGACCUGCUUCAGGAAGAAGAAAAUGAGAUGUGA